AACCCCAGAGCGGGACACUCCGGGAUCGGAGCAGAGGGUAAAGUCAUCGCAGAGGCUGCUGUUUUACAAGGUCUGGGCACAGACGUGCCCCUCCCGUCCUCCCUGAAGUUUGCAUGAAGUGCACGUUAGGCUGUAAUUAGGGGAUCUGGGAGGAGAACUUUCCUGGUGACGCUUUGCUUUUCUUCUGCUCUUGGUGAGAAAGUGCCUCCUUCCCAGGAUCAGGACCUCUGCCAUCCAGCGCCACAGAGAGACAUUCUAUACACACACACACACACACACACACACACACACACACACACACGCUGCCCAGAGACAAACUUAAGGUGAGGAGAAACAGCCAUAGCUUCACUUGGUCUCCAGCUUCCAACUUAAGCAGGACUUGAAAGCAUCUGAACUUCUGGAUUUCAGGACAAGUGAAGAAGAUUCUCUGGGCUAUAAAGAUGAAGAGUCUACUUCUUCUGGUGCUGAUUUCUAUUUGCUGGGCUGAUCACCUUUCAGACAACUACACUCUGGAUCAUGACGGAGUUGUUCACAUCCAAGCAGAAAAUGGCCCCCGUUUACUCGUGGAAGCAGAACAAUCCAAGGUAUUCUCACACCGAGGUGGCAAUGUUACACUGCCAUGUAAAUUUUAUCGAGACCCUACAGCAUUUGGCUCAGGAAUCCACAAAAUUCGAAUUAAGUGGACCAAGCUCACUUCGGAUUACCUCAAGGAAGUGGAUGUUUUCGUUUCCAUGGGAUACCACAAGAAAACCUAUGGAGGCUACCAGGGUAGAGUGUUUCUGAAGGGAGGCAGUGACAAUGAUGCUUCUCUGGUCAUCACAGACCUCACCCUGGAAGAUUAUGGGCGAUACAAGUGUGAGGUGAUUGAAGGACUAGAAGAUGAUACCGCUGUGGUAGCAUUAGACUUACAAGGUGUGGUAUUCCCUUACUUUCCACGACUGGGGCGCUACAAUCUCAAUUUUCAUGAGGCCCAACAGGCCUGUCUGGACCAGGACGCUGUGAUAGCCUCCUUCGAUCAGCUGUACGAUGCCUGGCGGGGCGGGCUGGACUGGUGCAACGCUGGCUGGCUCAGCGACGGCUCUGUGCAGUAUCCCAUCACCAAGCCCAGAGAGCCCUGUGGGGGCCAGAACACAGUGCCUGGCGUCAGGAACUACGGGUUUUGGGAUAAAGAUAAAAGCAGAUACGAUGUUUUCUGUUUUACGUCCAACUUCAAUGGGCGUUUUUACUAUCUGAUCCACCCCACCAAACUGACCUACGACGAAGCGGUGCAGGCUUGCCUCAAGGAUGGUGCUCAGAUCGCGAAAGUGGGCCAGAUCUUUGCUGCCUGGAAACUUCUGGGCUAUGACCGCUGCGACGCGGGCUGGUUGGCAGACGGCAGUGUCCGCUACCCCAUCUCCAGGCCGAGGAGACGCUGCAGCCUCACCGAGGCCGCAGUGCGCUUCGUGGGGUUCCCAGAUAAAAAGCAUAAGCUGUACGGCGUCUACUGCUUCCGAGCAUACAACUGAGGGGGCCCCUAGAGCGCGUCGGCUUUAAAGUCACCAAGAACAUGUGAAAGGUUUUUGUUGUCAGUAUGAACUCACGCAAGCUACCAAAACUGUGAUAACCCUUUUUUACUUACUGUAAAGAGUCAUUUUCAUAAAGACCAAUUCAUUAAUUUGUUUUUGUAAAGCUAUCAUUCAAUAUAUAUUAUAAAUUAAUAUAAUUUUAAGGGAAGCUUUACAUAAGAAAGCUUUAGAGCUAAACUGUUGAAGCUAUAUCCUCCCAACAGAGUAUCCUUCCACGAGCGGGCAUGCAAUAGGUUGAGAACGGCUAGGGUUAAGGGAAGGCAAGUAAAGCUACUCAGAGCAGCGGCUCUCACAAGCACAAAUUUUACACAUUUGUACAAUUUUGAAAUGCACUACCAUGAACCAGUUACAACACACGAUUUGAAAUACAGGCUUCUUUACAUGAACUGAGAAGUUAUACAAAACUCAGUUUCACAAGGGAACAAUCUAUACUUUUCUAAAAGUUCGUAUCUCAAGCCUGCACUAAACAGACUAUUUUACUCUUUAAAAUUCUGCCUUUUUGACCAAAAACAAAACAAAAAAAUUCGUAUGGAUUUCAGUGCAUAGUAACAAGCACAGUUCUAACUCCUUCAUAAUUCCAUUUAUAUGAAGUAUGAGACUAAGCAGGUAAUAUUUAACCAAGGAAAACCUUCUACCAUGUUAUAAUUAAAAUUACAUACAUCUAGGAAGGAUUGUUUUAUCUUUUGAGUAGCUUUACUGAGUUAUAUUUAAAUUCUAAGGGCCAUUUGCUAAGCAGCAUUUAGCAUCUACUCAGGGCAGUUAUAUACAUGAACUGCUGGACAGAUAAAUGGUAAAAUUUAGCAGCUUGAUUUAUGUUAGCCUAUAAAAUGUUAUUGUCCUACAAAAAUAACUUUAUUUAAUAUUUCUUUUUUAUUACAUUAUGUGAAAAAAUUACAUCAUAAAAGCAAUGAAUAACUAUAUACUUGCCUCGCCAAGGAACAAAGACCCAACUUUCCAAAUUCUUAUUAUUCCUAUUUGUAUAUCCACCAGAAAGUCCAACUGGUGCCUGUGUUUGGGGGGAAAGGUCAACCAUGGAGGUCUAAACGUUCUCCCAAAUAGACAAUGUGGUCAAUAAUGUCCCUUUCCUUGCUGGUCAUCAUUAGGCUUAAAGGAAAUGCUGAAGUUGUCAUCAAAGAGUUUACACUAAAAUCUUCUGGCCUUUAAAAGAAAGGUUAAGUCCAGCUUCAAACAACAACUUUCCACAUUAGCAGCUCCGAUCUUAAAUAAAGUUCUGUUUUCCUAUAUUUUUAUGAUUGCUGAGACCCCACAGGGACCAACAUUUGUAUUCAAAUUACAUUUCAGGGUUUCCCAUUGUUUCACAAAUGAGUUCUAAUAAAUGGGAUUUAGUGUAAGAAUCCAAGUAUGACAUAGCUGGUAUGCUUUCAAGAAUGUUUUUAUGUAGAUUUUCCUUCCAUGAACAUGAGUAAAUAAAUCUGUUUCCUGAAUUGAUUGUGGUUGCAUUUAAAGCUCUGUAAUAAUGCUAAUAAAUUUACUCUAUA
Molecule: messenger RNA, 3064 nt
Organism: Nycticebus coucang (slow loris)
Lineage: Eukaryota; Metazoa; Chordata; Mammalia; Primates; Lorisidae
Gene: HAPLN1
Product: hyaluronan and proteoglycan link protein 1
Exons: 5
Coding region: 441-1505 (354 amino acids)
Biological process (GO): cell adhesion
Molecular function (GO): hyaluronic acid binding
Source: RefSeq, a predicted model, not a curated record